Paramisgurnus dabryanus is the source of this 3559-nucleotide messenger RNA. NCBI's taxonomy places the organism in Eukaryota, Metazoa, Chordata, Actinopteri, Cypriniformes, Cobitidae. The record is from RefSeq and is a predicted model, not a curated record.
UUUUGGGUGUAAAUGCUUUAAAUCUGUGGAACUUAAAAUUCCUUCUGUUUCUGUUUUGGUGUUGCUGAAUUGAAUCUUGCUGUUAUACAUUUAGGAGAGUUUGUAAGGUGUUACCAGCAGCUUCUUCAUAAACGAGCUGUUUGAAAUCAGGCGGCAGUAAAUACGUCCGACUAUAGCGCUGAUGUUUCAGUCAUUACAGCCAGAAUUCAUGACUCAAACUCUUUCCUCGCUUCAAAAACAGGGCGAGUACGACAGAGCGUCUCGUGACGGCAGUCCACAGAUGCCGGGGGCCGAGACGUAUCCGCGCGGGCCCCUCAAACUACCUCAGAGCCACGGCAAGCCCGGUUACCAUCCCGGUUUCCAGUAUCCGCCGCCCUUUCUCUACAAGCCUUCGCCCUAUCACCACCCAGCCUCGCAACCCAGCCCUCCCUACACCCCGCAGGGCGCUCACUCCCAGCCGUCGUCUCCUUAUAUCCCGCCCGGGGCGUAUCCCCCGCCCAGCUGGGGCUCGGCUUCGGAGCAGCCGCCCUCUAGGGUGUCGCACGAGCAGUUCCGGGCGGCGCUGCAGCUAGUGGUGAACCCGGGCGACCCGCGAGAGUACCUGGACAACUUCCUGAAGAUCGGAGAGGGCUCCACGGGCAUCGUGUGCAUAGCCACGGAAAAGCACAGCGGCAAACAGGUGGCGGUUAAAAAGAUGGACCUCAGGAAACAGCAGCGACGAGAACUUCUCUUCAAUGAGGUGGUUAUAAUGCGGGAUUACCAUCACGAGAACGUUGUUGACAUGUAUAAUAGUUAUCUGGUUGGUGAUGAACUCUGGGUAGUGAUGGAGUUUUUAGAGGGCGGAGCCUUGACUGAUAUCGUCACUCACACCAGGAUGAAUGAGGAGCAGAUCGCUACGGUGUGUCUGUCUGUGUUAAGAGCUCUGUCGUAUCUACACAAACAGGGUGUCAUUCACAGAGACAUCAAGAGCGAUUCAAUCCUCCUGACCAGCGACGGACGCAUUAAACUCUCAGAUUUUGGUUUCUGUGCUCAAGUGUCUAAAGAUGUUCCCAAGAGAAAGUCUCUGGUCGGGACGCCGUACUGGAUGGCACCUGAGGUCAUCUCCAGAUUACCCUACGGCACCGAGGUGGACAUCUGGUCUCUGGGCAUCAUGGUGAUCGAGAUGGUUGAUGGAGAACCUCCGUACUUUAAUGAGCCUCCACUACAGGCCAUGAGACGAAUUCGAGACAACCUGCCCCCUCGACUAAAAGAGUCACAUAAGGUGUCAUCUGUUCUUCAAGCCUUUCUGGACCUGAUGUUGGUGAGAGAGCCGUCACAGCGAGCCUCGGCCCAAGAGCUCUUACAGCAUCCAUUCCUGAAGCUGUCGGGACCGCCGUCCUGUAUCGUACCCCUGAUGAGACAUUACAGACUCCACUAAACACACGUCACGCUAUUGUACCCACUUUAGAUCAUCACUUCAUGAACACGAGCAGAAGACGUUUCGUCUUUGACUUUACUUGAUCAUUAAUGUGUGAACCGUAGUAAAUCUGGUCGUUCACAUUAUUAAACAGCAUCUUCUCGCACUAAGAACAAAAGAUGUAUUUUAGAGAGCAAUUGUAAGUUUUACUUGUACAGUUUUGAUAAACCACAGUAUUUUUGUUUUGAUGUUACCACGAUUUAAGGGGCAGUGUUAACGCAGAGUUUGAAAGUUUAUGCAAAAUAAAAAGAAAAUUUCGUACCUGUUUCUAUUUAAUUUCUUUUUUUAGGUACAGUCAUUUAAACACCCUGUUGCAGAAAGAUAUGUGAUAUAUAUAUAUAUUUAUUCUACAUUUGUAAAUAUUCCUGUAAGAGUGCGAAGGUCACGCCAGACCUGUACGAGCUGGGUGCUUUUGUUUUUUAUUUCUAAACAGAAAGUUUAGUUUUCUGUGUCGUGGCUCUUUUCUCAUUAGUGCUCAUUUUUGAAAAGUUACGGAGAGCGCUGCUGGCUGUGUCAUAGCAGAUAGCAAUAGUGAAACAACAUCUUUCACACAAAGUUCAUCAAAGACGAGCAAUACUUACAUCGGUAAUAAUCCGUCCCAGUGUUUUCUCAUGGAUUUGACUGUAAGUGUCUCACCGUCUCUUGUGUCUCAGUGCUCACUGUGAUCUAUAAAUAUAAAGGUAUAUUUCUGCCAUAACCUGUAGGAUGUACAGAUCUCAUGUGGCGUUUGUAUAGCACUAUUGCAUGUCUUGUCACUAAAAGCUGGUUUCAAUAAAAAACAACACACAAACGUGUUACAUGUCAUGCUUCGCUUUAUUUAUGGAGUGGCUUUUCUGUUGUUUUACACAAAUGAUGUUGAGCAAUUUCAGAUAUAGGGUAUGAGCGCGGGCCAUAAAUCAGAUCUCAGAUCAGCUUCUAAACAGAAAUGCUUUGCUUAUAAUGAAACUGCUGCUAGUGUGAGAUCAAUACUCAAUAUCUCUGCUCUAUUGAUCUCAAGCUCAUCUUGUUUUAAUGCAGUGUGGAGAUCUUCUUGUCCAUAUUGAUCUUUCAUUCAUCUAGUUGUCAUGUUAGAUUCUCCUCACCACAGGCGAGUUGAGUUUAAACAUAAAGAUCAGAAGAUCUUCAUCAUCAUCAUCUGUAACAAUCUACAGCAACAUCUGUAGAGCUCUUUAGUAAGACAAAAACACAAAGAUUCAGAUAUAUUUAUGAUUAAACCAUAAAGAUCAACAGAAAACAACAUUUUAUACACUCUCACUUGUUCAUCACAGAUGAAACUCUUGUUGUUUUCAAUAAAUUGUUCGCCAUUAUUGUGUUAUCAUCUCAUAUAGUAAUCUUUAUAUACUUUAUUUAUAAUAUCAACAUCUCUUUUUAAUGCAUUCAUGUAAUAAACAACAGAAUUACACUACAAGAGUCAGGGACAGGAAAUCUUUUAAAAAUCUAUUAACACUACGAGACAUUUUACAACAAUGUUUGAAAAGUAAAAUGGGUUGAGAAGCAACACACAGACAUCAUCAGGGCUUUUCACACUCGAGAUAGUUAUUAUUAACCCCGGGUAAACACAAUCCUGGGUUAUCCGUUUCACACUGUACAUACCAGCGGUUAACCCUGGCUAUUAAUAAUCGGACAUUCCAAACUAAACAUUCCUAAACCCUGGGUUAACAACGUUCUUAUUUGCAUAUUCUUGGUGUCAAAACUCAAUGAUUGGAUAAAUAAAGCUGUGUUAGACAUUAAAACAGCACGCUACCGCUUUAAACCAGCGUUCGUCUCACACUAGUCUUUGCUCUUACGACUCUUUACUACAGUUCAGGGCCUGUAUUCAUGAAAAAUCUUAGAUUUACAUUAGAAGCAACUCUUUCAACUAACACAAUUCUUAUAAAUGUGGGCAUUUAAAUGAAAGAAAAGAUCCUAGUAAAGAAAGAAGUAAUUCAGAAACCCUUAAAAGAGGACUUAAUGUCCAGAACCAGAUUGUUAUGAGUAUGGACAAAGACUUUUAAGAGGCUUAAGAGUUUCUUUAGCAGCAUGGAAAGUGGACAAAAUGCAUGAAAAGUAAAGCACACGAUGCAUGACAGUGAGUUAAUAAGACACAACACAUUAGAUCGUACA